Phlebotomus papatasi is the source of this 2645-nucleotide messenger RNA. Its product is annotated as ceramide synthase. Gene Ontology annotation, biological process: lipid homeostasis. NCBI's taxonomy places the organism in Eukaryota, Metazoa, Arthropoda, Insecta, Diptera, Psychodidae. The coding region runs from base 627 to 1817 and encodes 396 amino acids. The transcript has 2 exons. Gene Ontology annotation, cellular component: membrane; endoplasmic reticulum. The record is from RefSeq and is a predicted model, not a curated record.
GGCUCUGAUAGCUGGAGCGGCCGCAGUGACCUAACCUCAAAAAAGUGAGAAGUUUUUUCUUGGAUUUUUCUCUUCAAAUUUUUUCAUAUUUUACGCGAAUAAUCUUAAAACUAUUCAGUGCAGUGAGAUAUUUAAAAAGAAAAUGUGGUUUUCUAAACUAUCUGGUGUACUUCCUAAAUCUCAAAUGUAGCAAAAGUGGAAAUUGGCAGAAAAUCAAUUGUUCGUCUCCACAACAACCAAAUUGCAGUGUUUUAUUGAACUUGUUGUGUCAAUUGGGAGUUAAAAGGAAAAAAAUAAUUGCUGGUGAUGUCUCAUUUGACUUUCCGAUAAGCUGGUGUUAUCUAGAAUCUCAGAGAGUCUGCCUGGGACUACUGACGGCUGUCUUCUCCAAAACACAAGCACUUCCAGUUGCAUACAUAGAUGGUGUAUGGGCGAGAGUUUUCGGUCACGCGUACUCAAAUGCUUCAAAUUUUCUGACACUUUCCACCAAAAAUACAGUCACUGAAAAUCCUCUUUACUACGUAAACGGACCAAUUGACCAGGAAAGUGCCGAUUGAGUGGCGUGCGAAGAGUUAUUUAGUGACAAGGACACGGAUAUUCAUUGUGCUGUGAACAAAGGGACAAAAAUGAAACUUUUCAUUUCACUGGCCUGUUCCAUUGGCUCCAUGGGCAUAGCCUGGGGCAGUUUAUUGUCCCUCAACAUUUCUGACAGGAUCUCACUUCAGCGUGGUGUCUUCCUCUCAUCCCUGGGCUUCGUGUACUUUGUCUCCCUCACGGAUUUCUUCAAUCGAUUCCUCCUGGAGACCACAAAAGGACUCGAAUGGCGCAAAAAAUAUCACCUUAUGGUGUCUGACGUGAUGGACAUCACAAACAAACUCGUGUCUGCUGUCCAGGCGAGUUUAUCCUGCCUGGCGGGUUUCCUGGUGUGCAAAUCCUCCUGCAAUCGAUCAUUCCUGCAUGCAUCGCAUUUUGCUUCGGAGGCGUAUGCGUGGUUUGGAGCUGCGUACUUCUUCUACGAUCUAUGGAGUAUGUACAAGGUACACAUUCAUAAGGUGUUGGAUAAGUUGAAGAUUGUGAAGGAUCAGACGAGAAUAGGAGUUAAUAAUGGCAAUGGCCAUCAGGUGUGUGAUAAAAAUGGGGGUAAUGGGGUGUGUGGGGAUGAAGGUGGGUAUCGUAGGAAGGAGAUUCAGGAUGACUAUGGCAAUGAGAUAUCAUUGGAGACAAAACCAUCAUUCCUGCGAUAUAUCUCCAGGCAGCCAUUGAUGGUGGGUCAUCAUAUCUUUAUUGGGUCUUUUGGACUGUGUGUCAUUGCUUAUUUGAGGGGAGGACUGGGUGAUUGCAUCUUCAGUUUCAUCUUUAUGAUGGAGGCAUCGACACCUUUUGUGUCCCUUAGGAGCAUUCUCAGUACGCUGGGAAUGAAAUCUAGCAAUUGGUACAUGAUGAAUGGGAUUUUGAUGCUUGUGACAUUCUUCAUUUUUCGCAUCCUUAUGCUCCCAUUCGUCUUCUAUUGGUACAGUCUCACAGUGAAUUUGCCCUUUAUCAGGGCCAUUGCUUCACUACCGCGUGGCUGCAAAAUCAGUAUUUGUAUUCUAUUCUUGCCACAAAUCUACUGGUUCUAUCUCAUUGUCCGUGGAGCUCUUAAAGUAUUCUUCCCGAGGGUGUCAUCCACUAAAGGCACAAUCAGUCAGCCAAAUUCCAACAAACCCACAAAAAAUGUGAUCUCAGCUGAUGGGGAAGGUGAUCAGGGCACUGAGAAAAAGUCUGAUCACUUCUUUGCCAUGGACAAUGGCAAAGAAAAAUCCCUAACACUUAUGUAAGAAGAAAUUUUUUGAACCAUUUUUCUCUGAUUUUUCUUCUCUCGAGUUCACUCGAAAGUUGAAGUAUUUUCUAUAUAGGGAUUUAUUCUUAUUAAAAAAAAAUAUAGGAAGAUACCAAAAUUCAUACUAAUAAAAUGUAUAAAUAAAAAAAAUUAGGUGUGCAAGAACUACAGUGAAGGAUCUAUUAAAAAAAAAAAAACAAAUUGAAAAAUCAGCAAAUUUCAGAAAUAUUUAUGUGGUAUAGUAAGAAUUUAAGAUUUUUUUUUAAAUAUUAUUUGUGGCUGAUAUAACUUUAUUGAGAAUAUAUAUAUUUGUAAUAGUCGUCACGGAACUAGUCACACUGUAAUAACUGUAAGUAUAAGUAAUGCGAGAGACGAAGAAAAAAAUGUUAAAAAAUGAAAUUUCUCCCCUCCGAUUUCAAUAUAUCUCAGUGUCUCAGAACAAAAAACCUUAUCUACAGUAAAAUAACAACAAGAAACAAAAAGGAAACAUACCAUCCUCUUUCGGUAAUUGACCAUUCUUUUUUAUCAUCCCUCCACUGGCCUCUUUGAUAAAAUAUAAAACUGAAGAAUUUAUCGAGACAUUCCAAUAUUUCGAGAUUACACUGAAAAUCUUUUUUUUACAUUGUAAAAAAAACAACAGCAAAAAGUCCUAUACAUAAAAUCAACUAUCGACAUUGUCUAUGUGCAUAACGAAUUUGUUAAAUGUGCUUUAUGUCAAAAGUAUAACCAAUUUACAUUUUUUGUGCAGAUAUAACUUGAUGGUGAGAAUGAUAUAACAAAAAAAUAGGAAAAGAUAAAAUAUACAAUUUGAUAUUUGCUUACACAA